GUGAAUCGAUAGAGUUCUGUGCCGAUCGUGGGAAAAUAGGAAGAGGAAGGUUAGAGUUCAGUUGUGUCCUGGUGCGCGCGGGUGACGUGAGCUAAAAGCAGCUGGUGGGAUUUGCGGUUAGAAGAAGGAGGUUUUCCUGAACAUAUUUGGAGGGGAAAAGGAAGAAAUUCCACGGCGUUUUGACCAGGUUCCCAUCAGCGAUCAUGGCACAAUACAAAGGAGCUGCCAGCGAGGCUGGCCGGGCCCUUCAGUUGAUGAAGAAGAGAGAGAGGCAACGUGAGCAUAUGGAGCAAAUGAGGCAACGCAUCGCUGAGGAGAACAUCAUGAAGUCAAACAUCGAUAAGAAAUUCUCUGCCCAUUAUGAUGCAGUGGAAGCUGAGCUGAAAUCUAGCACCGUUGGUUUGGUGACCCUCAAUGACAUGAAGGCCAAGCAAGAGGCCCUUGUAAAGGAACGGGAGAAGCAGCUAGCCAAAAAGGAACAGUCCAAAGAAUUACAACUAAAAUUGGAACGGAUGCGGGAGCGGGAACGCAAGCAGGAACAAAAGCGUAAGAUCUCAAGCCUGUCCUUCACUCUGGAUGAAGAGGAGGAAGAUGAUGCUGAGGAAGAAGAUGAGGAAGCAGAAUUGGAACGAGAAGAGUUGCCUCCCAAAAAGAAGAAACUUGGGAAGAACCCAGACGUGGACACUAGUUUCCUCCCUGACCGUGACCGUGAGGAAGAAGAAAACCGCCUGCGAGAAGAGCUACGGCAAGAGUGGGAGGCCAAACAGGAAAAAAUCAAAAGUGAAGAAAUUGAGAUCACGUUCAGUUACUGGGAUGGCUCUGGGCACCGCCGAACGGUGAAGAUGAAAAAGGGAAACACCAUUCAGCAGUUCCUGCAGAAGGCCCUGGAAAUCUUGCGCAAGGACUUCAGUGAGCUUCGGUCAGCCGGUGUGGAGCAGCUUAUGUACAUCAAGGAAGAUCUCAUCAUCCCACAUCAUCACAGCUUCUACGAUUUCAUUGUCACCAAGGCCCGAGGAAAAAGCGGCCCGCUCUUCAAUUUCGACGUCCAUGAUGAUGUCCGGCUUUUGAGUGAUGCAACAGUGGAGAAAGACGAGUCCCACGCCGGUAAAGUCGUACUUCGCAGCUGGUAUGAGAAAAACAAACAUAUUUUCCCCGCGAGCCGAUGGGAGCCUUACGAUCCAGAGAAGAAGUGGGACAAGUAUACGAUCCGCUGAGCCACCACUGUUGGAGCUCCUGAUCCACUCGGUGCGUGUCUGUGUGUGUGUGGAAUCUGGCUGUGCGUGUGUGUCGAACCUGGCUCUUGCCACCGCAGAUCUCCUGCGGUAUUUCUAGAGCUUCCACCUUUUCAGCUACACCUUGUCCAUAUUUGUACCACCCUUCAGCGAAAUAAACGUUUGCUUUUCCCAACCCUGAA
Molecule: messenger RNA, 1414 nt
Organism: Thamnophis elegans (Western terrestrial garter snake)
Lineage: Eukaryota; Metazoa; Chordata; Lepidosauria; Squamata; Natricidae
Gene: FAM50A
Product: family with sequence similarity 50 member A
Exons: 14
Coding region: 204-1214 (336 amino acids)
Biological process (GO): chromatin organization
Cellular component (GO): nucleus
Source: RefSeq, a predicted model, not a curated record